UUCAUCACUGAGCGACAUGGCCCAUGGAAUCACGCUUUUUAUAAUUGAAAUGGACUUUGAUCUGGCAAGGCCUUGCCUUCUUUUCUUGUCUAUAAAGUUACAGAAGAAGAGUCCGAGUUUCUGGGUUCUGAUUCUCAAAGAGCUAAGAAGAAGAAGAAGAAGAAGAAGAAGAGAGAAGAGAGAGAAAGCAAUGGAAGCUGCGAGGAGAGAGAAAGCAAUUGAGCACGAAAUCGGAGGUCUACAAAAUGACACUCUUCGUUUUGGACUUCACAGCGUCAAGAGCGAGAUCGUUGGAUCUCAUCCCCUUCAAUCUGCCUAUCAAUCUACAAAGGAGGUGCAGGAACAGAUGAAGAGGAGAAUCCUUGUGAACACGUACGGAUCGGCUUUUCCUUUGAAGAUGGACUUGGAUCAACAAAUGCUUUCUAGAUUCCAGAGGCCUCCAGGUCCAAUACCAUCUUCCAUGCUAGGGUUAGAGGCACUGACCGGAGGUUUGGAAGACUUCGGUUUUGAAGAUUACCUGAAUGACCCACGUGAGUCUGAAACAUUCCGCCCCCUGGACAUGCAUCACGGAAUGGAAGUUAAUCUUGGACUCGCCAAGGGACCGGCCUGCCCCAGUUUCUUCUGAAGAAUUAUGUUGCGCUUGCCAAAGAAAAUUUUAAGUUUUACUUUGUUUUGCUCUUUGUGGAUACUAUUUUUAUUUCUUCAAACUUGCAUGAAGUUCAAAUAUACAUUUUAGACUGGCGAAAAUGAACAGUGCAUGUACUCUUUCUUCUCAGUUCUGAAGUAUCCAUCCUUUUGGUUGCAGUUGUUUA
Messenger RNA from Camellia sinensis, 812 nucleotides. Its product is annotated as cyclin-B1-2. Lineage: Eukaryota; Viridiplantae; Streptophyta; Magnoliopsida; Ericales; Theaceae. Gene Ontology annotation, biological process: proteasome assembly. Gene Ontology annotation, cellular component: cytoplasm; nucleus. The record is from RefSeq and is a predicted model, not a curated record.